GUUGACUUGAUGCAGGCCCUCCUCAAAGUUGCCUUGUACAGUUGGGCUUCAGGUGAGAGUGGGCUUUGCUGGAAUCUGACAGUGCACUAUUCGGGUACAAAAGUAUGAUUUAAUUUUGCAUUGGCUCUUGUUCCAAUGACGCUUUGGUUGGGGGAUCCGACCAGUCUUCAUGUGCAGAGAUGCUGGCAUCUGCACGCUUUGGGCAAUGGACUCCAAUAUCGUCUCCAAUGGUUGGUGUUCAAAGGAGGAUGCAACCCUGUUGUCGGAGCACACAAAUUGCGAUGAACUGGAAUCAAAGAGCAGUUCCUAUGGUUGCUUUGGCCAUUGUGAUUCCACUGAAGCCCAAGAGUUUUGGCAACUUUCGCCAGGUGGGUCUUUGCUGUGUCUCAGCUGAAGCAGAAGUAAAGGAGCUGGAGCCAGAAGAGCUUGUGCGGCAAGUUGUCACUGGUUUGAGCAAAGCCUGCAAGUCUGUUGAGGGCAAGAUUUCUGGGAUUCGGCGGCAAAUCCGGGAUCCCUCGGAGGCAGAGCUCUGGAGAAAUCGGGGCAAUGGUCUCUUGCAGGUGACAGAAGCCUGGUACCCCGGCAUGACAGAAGUGAAAGUCCCUGACUACUCCAACCUUGGCGAUGAUGGCCUGCCAUUGUGUGUAGAAGUGGAGCUGGACCCGAAGAAGGACUUCAAACAAAAUGCGAAAUUGUGCUUCAAGCAGGCCAGCAAGAUAACAAAAGCUAUUGAGAAGUGCGCCCCGCUCUUGAAGGCGCAAGAAGAAGAGCUUAAAGUUUGGAAAGCAACCUUGGCCAAGGUAGAAGGCCCACAGCGUGACUUUGACGCAGAGCAAGUGAAGCAGUUAUAUGAGGAGUUGUGCGCACAGCGUUUCAUCAGGAGGCCAAAGCCGAAAGUACCUAGCGAGCAGGUACAACAGCCAGAAGAAAACAAAUGGAGAAGAAAGUACGGGAAGGACGUGGACAGAUUCCUCUCUCCCAAUGGCCUAGAGGUCCUGGCGGGGCGAUCUGCCAGUGCCAAUGAGCGGGUUUCUUUCGAGCUGACCCUCAAAGAUGCCCUUUGGCUGCCUGCCUCGCAAGAUUGCUUUGUUCAGGGAAGAUUUGUUUGCACCAUAGCUCAACACAAAGAUAACUUUUUGCAUUCCGGCAUUGUCGUCGCACCAAGACUGGGCGUUCUCCACACAGGCCCAACCCUAACUCUAGAAAGGGAACUUGGAAUGGUACGCUUUGUUGAGAGUUGUUGUGAACAUGGAUCCAAAAGCCUACAAGGGUACAAGUUUGGCUUGGCCGGGUUUGAUAGCCCAUAGCCUUUGGUCAUGGCAGUUGUGUUCCCAUGCUCCGAGAUUCUCGCGAGGGCAGAGAUGCGCCACUGUACUAGGCUGGGAUAGCGCACUCAAGGCAAAUAGCGCAAAUUGUCAGUGCGUUUUUCGGGUUCGACCAAAGGCCUCGAGUCAAUCCUUGGGUUAGCAGUUUAGCAGAAGCGUUUGACAUUUUUAGCUUGUCACCAGAUCCUAAACCGUACCUGCGUGGCCUGCGCGUGCAUGGGAGCCAGCAGCCUUGGUGGGAAGAAGGUUGAGUUGCUGCUUGCGAAGUGAAGCUUGUGUUGCUGUCGUCUAGAAUCCCUUCCCUUGGGCUCGCCCCCAGCAUAGUGUGCGGACAGCGCCUUUCUGCCGAGUCCUGCCUAAGGUGCUUUCUUGGCCGAAGGUUGUCCGUUAUUAAUUGCCAAAGUCGGGCCUCCAAUGCCUCCAAACUUUCAGGGUCCGGGAACAGUUGGAGACAGGCCGGCUGCAAGGAGGGAAUUCCGCUUUGUUUGGCUUUGGCUUGAGCCUCGAGUUUGCCAGCGGUCUGCCAGUUUUCUAGGAGCUAUAGGCAGACGGUGGCCACACGUUCAGAGAAUUGUUAGAGUAGUUUUUGCAUUGGGUACCGUUUUCCGUUCCACGGUUGCCGAGUCAAGGCGGCUGCGCCCGCCGCGCAGGAAGGCCUGUUUGCCUAUGACCCACGAGCUUGGCGCGGUUGUUAAGAACCUUAAUUGUUGACGUGGGGCAACCGUCCAACCAAUCGGAUGUGAGACCUGCUGAUUGGC
Durusdinium trenchii is the source of this 2083-nucleotide messenger RNA. The record is from the annotation of a GenBank genome assembly. NCBI's taxonomy places the organism in Eukaryota, Dinophyceae, Suessiales, Symbiodiniaceae.